CGCCCCCAUCUUCUCUCCCCACUCCCUCAUGGCGCCUUCCGCCGCCGGCGAAACCCCACCUCCGGAGGCUACGGAGAGCAGCGCCAAGGCCGAGGAGCCCCGGUGGCUCGCGGCCCUCUCCGAGCCAGAGCUCGAUCUCCUCGUCAGCCUGAAGCUGCUGGCCGUGAAGCUGGCGGAGACGGCCGGUCGCCCCCACCUCGCCGCCGGGUUCGAUCUGCGCACGCUGCGUGCCCUCAGUGUUGUUUUGCUGGAGGAUUUCAAAUCACGGUCAGAAGAAACCUCAGUCGAUGCAUCCGUAUCCGUUCUUGAUAGACUCGCGCUGUCGAGGGAAUGUGCCACGGAUGGUGGCGGCGGCAGCACUAGUGAUUCUGAGGUGUUCAGGCGGGGCGGCAAAGAUGAGGCAAAGCCGAAUAGCGUCAAGAGAAAACGGAAGCAGAUGCAGGAUGGGCGCCAUGGAGAGACCGUGCAAAGCAAGAAGAAAAGGAAACUGGGUGAGAGGCGAUAGCAUCGAGAGAGCGGGUUGCGACGAUCUUCCUGCUGAUAGUGAUCUUGUGCAAACACCGCCCAGGGAUGUCGUUGAGCGACAGCACUGAAGCUGCUGUUGCUGCUGCUGCUGCUGUUAGUGGUGUAAAUUUUGCUUUUCUUGAUCUCAACAUAAAACUUGUUUCGGGAAUGCAGCCCGGCAGGGAAGGGAUGUCCAUGGAACCAGCAUUGCCCAUUGCAUGUAAAUCUUUGCCAUUUAUUCCCGGGAGCUCAUAGCUCGCCCUACAUGUCGUGAGGAGCUGA
This is a messenger RNA of Triticum dicoccoides, 786 nucleotides long. RefSeq lists its product as uncharacterized. The record is from RefSeq and is a predicted model, not a curated record. Lineage: Eukaryota; Viridiplantae; Streptophyta; Magnoliopsida; Poales; Poaceae. Bases 29 to 505 code for a protein of 158 amino acids. The transcript has 4 exons.